AUGGCUAGCUAUCACUUUAAUGAAGUUUCAUUUCAGCAGCAUCCCUCUCUUGAGUAUUUUGGCCAUCCAGAUGUGGUAACAAAGUUUUACCAACAUAUCCUUUCCUUGGUCUUUGCUGUGAAGGAGAUCAAUGAGAAUCCAAAAAUCUUGUACAAUGUCACUCUUGGCUUCUAUAUUCAUGAUAGCUACUACAAUGCAUUAAUGACCUAUCGGACCACCUUGGACCUACUCUUCAGAUCAGAGAGAUUUGUCCCCAACUAUAAAUGUGACACCAGGAGAAAUCUCAUUUCCAUCAUAGGAGGGCUCAGCUUUGGAACUUCCUCCUAUAUCACAGACCUUGUAAAGUUUUACAAGAUUCCACAGCUCACAUAUGGGUCAUUUACCCCACAAGAUGUUCAUAGCACUGAGAUUCCAUUCUAUUACUCCAUGGUUCCAAAUGAGUCCUCACAGUACAUUGGGAUUAUCCGACUGCUUCAACAUUUUGGGUGGAGAUGGAUUGGGCUCCUUGCUAUUGAUAACAGUCAAGGAGACCAUUUUCUGCAAAGCAUGGAGUCCCUCUUUUCCAGGCAUGGAAUCUGCUCUGCUUCUACAAAAAGAAUCCCAUUUUUAACCUACUGGGACAAGUUUUUUGAAAUGUUAGAAAAAUGGAAAAAUAUUUAUAAACACAUAAUUGAUGAGAAGACCAACAUCUUUAUCAUGUGUGGAGAAUCUUUGACAAUUGCAUGGUUAACGGAUAUAAUUUUUUGGCUUAGCCCUGGACAUGAGCAUAGAUCCUUGGGAAAGGUAUGGAUCAUGACUGCCCAGAUGGAUUAUUUAUUAACAGGAAUGAAUAAAAAAUGGGAUCGGCGGUUCUUUGAUGGUGCCAUUUGCUUUACAGUUCACUCAAAAGAAAUUCCAGGGUUCAAAGAAUUCUUGAAGUUCAUAAAACCUCCUUGGAUUCAAGGAGAUGGAUUUUUUCCACUUUUCUGGGAACAAAUAUUUGACUGUUCAUUACCAUCCCCUUCUUUGACCGAACUGGACAAUCCUUUUUGUACUGGAGAGGAGAGGCUAGAGAACAUUCCUGGGGCUCUUUUUGAGGUAGAGAUGUCUGGGCACAGCUAUAGUAUCUAUAACGCUGUAUCUGUAUUGGCUCAAGCUUUACAUGCUCUCUUCUUACUUCGAUCUAAUCACAGACAUUUUUUGAGGCACAAAUUAUCAGAAUAUGAAGAUUCACAACCAUGGCAGGUGAUUUUUGUGCUACAGCUCCACCAAUUUCUGAAAGGCAUGAAAUUCAACAAUUCUCUUGGAGAAACUUUGACUUUUUAUGAUCAAAAGAAGAUGGAAGGUGGAUUUGAUAUCAUAAAUAUUGUUGUCUUUCCCAAUUCCACUUUCCAGAGACGCAAGAUUGGAAAAGUGGAUCCUGAUGCUUUCAAAGGAAAGGAAUUAGUCAUUAAUGAGGAUAUGAUUGUUUGGCAUAGAUCAUUUAACCAGGUGCUUCCCAUUUCUCUAUGCAAUAAACAUUGUCUCCCUGGUUAUCAAAAGAGGAAGAAUGAAGGAAAGAAAUUCUGCUGUUAUGAUUGUGCUGAAUGUCCAGAGAGGAAAAUCUCUAACGAGAUUGAUACUGUUGCUUGCUUUCAAUGUCCUGAUGAUCAAUAUGCAAACCAUAAGAAAGAUGGAUGCAACAUGAAAACAAUUAGCUUCUUAUCUUAUGAAGAACCUUUAGGACUCAGUUUAGCCACUAUUGCUACUUUAUUUUUCCUCACUACAAUAUGGGUGUUGGGAAUAUUUAUUAAGCACAAAGACAGUCCUAUUGUGAAAGCCAACAACCGGGAUCUCACCUACACUCUCCUCAUCUCCCUUCUGCUUUGCUUCUUCUGCUCUUUGCUCUUUAUUGGACAACCUGGGAGAGUAAACUGUCUCCUCAGACAGUCUGCAUUUGGUCUCACCUUCUCAUUGUCCAUCUCUUGUGUGUUGGCCAAAACGAUCCUUGUUUCUCUUGCCUUCAAGGCCACCAAGCCAGGAUCUCGGAUAAGGACAUGGGUGGGGAAAAGACUGGCUGUUUCUAUUGUCCUUCUCUGCUCUCUGCUCCAAGCAAGUAUCUGUAUUGUUUGGAUAUCCACCUCUCCCCCAUUUCCAGAGUUAGACAUAUACUCAAGAAUUGAAGAAAUGGUUCUACAAUGCAAUGAAGGCUCAGUCUUUAUGUUUUAUUGUGUUCUGAGCUACAUGGCUCUCCUUUCACUUGCCAGCUUCAUUGUGGCCUUCCAGGCUCGUAAACUUCCUGACAGCUUUAAUGAAGCCAAGUUCAUCACCUUCAGCAUGUUGGCUUUCUGCAGUGUGUGGGUCUCCUUUGUUCCAACGUACCUGAGCACCAGAGGAAAAGCCAUGGUGGCUGUGGAAAUAUUCUCCAUUUUGUCUUCUAGUGCUGGGCUUCUAGGAUGCAUCUUUUUCCCCAAAUGUUACAUUAUUGUAUUUAGACCUGAUUUAAACAACAGGGAUCAACUGAUAAGAAGACAUGUUUAA
Messenger RNA from Protobothrops mucrosquamatus (brown spotted pit viper), 2499 nucleotides. Its product is annotated as vomeronasal type-2 receptor 26-like. The record is from RefSeq and is a predicted model, not a curated record. The transcript is spliced from 6 exons. Gene Ontology annotation, molecular function: G protein-coupled receptor activity. Gene Ontology annotation, biological process: G protein-coupled receptor signaling pathway. Bases 1 to 2499 code for a protein of 832 amino acids. NCBI's taxonomy places the organism in Eukaryota, Metazoa, Chordata, Lepidosauria, Squamata, Viperidae. Gene Ontology annotation, cellular component: membrane.